AUGUUCGCUUCUCUGAUUAAUGAUUUAAUUGAUUUACAAGAAAAUGGAAUUACUAUUACAGUUAAUUCAAAUAUUAUUCAGGUGUAUUUUGUUCUUGGACUAGUCUUGGGUGACAAUUUGGGUCUUAAUUCUAUAUUAGGCUUUGUGUCAAGUUUUUCAGCCAAUUAUUGUUGUAGAAUUUGUCGCUCCCAUAAAACAAGCGCUCAAAAGAUGCUUUUAGAAUGUACAGAAUCACUUAGAAGUGAAGAAAACUAUAUGCUAGAUGUCCUUCAGGAAAAUGUAUCUGAAACAGGUGUAAAUGAACUUUGUGUAUUUAAUGCUAUUCCUAAUUAUCAUGUAAUAAUUAAUAGUGUAUGCGAUUUUAUGCAUGAUGUAACAGAGGGAGUUGCUCGUUAUGAUAUGGCUGUUAUAAUCACACAAUUAAUAAAUGAUAAAUAUUUUACAUUAAUUGUUGGCGAACUAGUUCCUAUAGAAACCCCUGUUUGGCAAUUGUAUAUAGCGUUGCGAAAAAUUGUUGAUAUUUGCUGUGCAAAAACAAUUCAAUCCGAAUGUUCUCAUUUAUUGGAUCAAAUAGUGGCUGAACAUAAUAGACUUUAUUUGUUAUUAUCUGGAAGUAAUCUUAAACCUAAAUUUCACAUGUUAACCCAUUAUGGGAGACUUUUAAUUAAAAAUGGACCAUUAAUAUUGACUUCUUGUAUUAGAUUUGAAGCCAAGCAUAAGAUAUUAAAAGCUUUUGCAAAUUCAAUUCCUUGUAGAAUCAACCUUGGUCACACUCUAGCAAAUAAAAUUCAACUGCAAAUGGCAAGUCGAUAUUUGACUAUGUCUGGUUUAGGGCCAGAUUUAAAAAUGAGCAAAAGUUUUAUAAUUGCUCCAACUGUAGAAUUGUCAUCAAUUUUUUUAAAUAAAAUUCCUACAGAGUUGAAAGUAUAUGUAUCAUGGUUGGAUUAUAAAGGAAUAUUAUACCAACCUGGUAUGGUAUUAGUAUUAGAAGUCAAUUUAGAUAAUUGCAUUUUUGGAGAAAUAGUAAAAAUAUUUAUUGGUGAAUUAAAAAUUCCUUAUUUCAUAUAUAAGCAAAUAAUAACUGUAGGUUUUGAUAGUCAUUAUUAUGCAUAUCAAGUAGAAUUAAAUUCUCAAUUUGAAUUUGGUGGUUGUUACUUAACAGAUUUACCUGAUCCUACACCUACAAUCAUUAGAACUUUAGGAAAUGGAAUUAAUUUUGUUUCAUUAAGAUAUGCAUUAUGA
Acyrthosiphon pisum (pea aphid) is the source of this 1242-nucleotide messenger RNA. RefSeq lists its product as uncharacterized. The transcript is spliced from 2 exons. The record is from RefSeq and is a predicted model, not a curated record. NCBI's taxonomy places the organism in Eukaryota, Metazoa, Arthropoda, Insecta, Hemiptera, Aphididae. Bases 1 to 1242 code for a protein of 413 amino acids.